AUGUCAUCGCCCCCAUUAGAACUUACCAAGGAAGAGAUUUCAUUAAUUCUGCUGGAUUGGCUGAUAGUGUUGGAAGAACAAGAUUUUGAUUCGAUUCAGUUGCCCCAUGGUUUUGAAGCAAAACAGGAGGAACGUCAUCAGAAAACGACGAGCAAGAGCUUGGAGUAUGGCUUUCUCUGGGAUAAUAUUGCCAGCAAGUACAAUGAGCGAACGGGGAAAUCAUGUAGCGGGUCUGCCUUGAAGGCGUACAUGGAAGAAAACGUAUCAGACGGAUAUGCAUAUAUGGAGCCAAUCGAUAUGCGAAAAUACAUGUACGAUUGCGAUGAAGAGACUGGCGGCCGCCGAUACACGACUCUCCUGGUAAAGGAUGCGGCGGAAGAACCCUGUGAAGAUACUGAUAUGAGCGAAACAUUGGCGGAUGACGACCUUCAGCUCAAUAAGAAAUGUGGGUUGGUUCUCCCUGUCGCUCGGAUUCAGCAACAGCUCGAAGAAAACGUUCAGAAGGUUGCCGACGACGAUGGAAUCGAGCCGAUGGAGGUGGAACCAUCGGCAGGUGUAAUGUUGACAGCUGUUGCAGAAUACUUGGUUGCUGAAGUGAUGGAGCUGGCUGGUAAUCAAGCCAUGGACAAUAGUCGGAAACAUAUCAACUCAAUGGACAUCUGCUACGCCAUUGCCAACGAUAAUGAGAAUGGGGGUGGUUUGGCGAAGUGCUUUGUCGACGACAAUGAAUCCGUCGAAAACUACGCUCGGACAACAGCAGCAACAGUACAAGAAUUACCAGAACCACGGCCUAUGCUUCAAACGAUUCGACCACCCAUACCAUCCAGUUUGACUGAUGCCAACAGUGGUCGGACUCGAAUUGAUGUGUAUUGGAAAACAGCAAACAGAUUCCCUGGUGGCAACUGUGACAUAUUUACGGUACGAUAUCGUUUAACAUUUGAUGCUACCACAACAACAGAAACAAAGGUGCAUAGAAUUCAAUGGCAAAAUUUCGAUGGUCAACACAGCAUUGAAAGUGGCCCUGUUUCACCGGAACGUGCCAAAAAUAUAUGCGACAAGCUCGAAGAGUUGGAUUGGAGGACGGUUGUCAUUCGAUUGCACCAAUCUUUGGCCACCAUCUAUACUGGAAUGCGUAGUACAGGGUCGUUUUACAACGUUCUGGACGAGAAGUCAAGUGACAACAAUGCACUCGACACAGAGUGGAGCACGACUGAGGUAAUGGUGUACAAUAAUGAUGAAUCAAAUCCGUUCCUAAGAUUGUGUCGGAGUGCUGUCAUGGGACCGCAAUAUUCGCCAAAUUAUGGUCAUCACAAAUAUUUCAAGGAGGGAACCGCUGAGCAGAAAGCACUCAUUGACAUGCUGACUACAGCCGUUGGAAUGGGUCGGCCAGAAGAGUUCAGUUCCUCCUGUAGUCCAGCUGGGUCUGAUCGUGGGCGAACCCAUACGUUGCCAACUGGGAUCCCAUAUGCUGUGUGUCCCGAUCACUUUUUGUACUGA
Messenger RNA from Cylindrotheca closterium, 1497 nucleotides. The record is from the annotation of a GenBank genome assembly. NCBI's taxonomy places the organism in Eukaryota, Bacillariophyta, Bacillariophyceae, Bacillariales, Bacillariaceae.